GCUCAGAAGACAUGGUAGUUGAUUCAGAAAAAAAUACAAAGCGUAAAGGAAAAAGCCGUACCUGGCCAGCUAAAGCACGUUUCUUUUUGCUUUGCACUACCCGCCAGUUCCAUUCAACCGUAUCACGUGAAUCAGGCAGGGCACAACGGAUUUGAAUGGCCGCUUCGCAUUAUGCUGUCAGCAGCACCACUGGGGGAAAAAACUUUAUAUGAGUCGUCGUCGUUGUGCUUAAGCUCUCCAUUCUUCACUUACUUUGCAAUGUCGAAUGUUGUAGCUACCAUUACCCAUGGACUGUUUUGGUCUGUAGCUACUGUCGCUUGUGCCGCAGUAUACACUGUCACUAUGGUUCCCUUUGUGUGGCGUACUAGAAAGCUCGGGGUCGGUUUGUUCGAGAAAAAGGACCGCUCAGCUCUCUACCCGAAGCUUUUUACUGAAGAUGGAGAAUUCGGCCGUCAUCGAUACAUUGACCUUGGUGGUGGCAAGAAAUUCCAUGUUGUCGAGUCGGGCAAUACCAACGGACCAUUGGUUCUUUUCUUACAUGGGUUUCCACAGUGCUGGUAUACCUGGAGCAAACAGUUAAAAGGUCUAAAAGGUGAUCAGUAUCACCUCGUGGCAAUGGAUAUGCGAGGGUAUGGUGCAUCUUACCGCCCGAAGCGCACUGGCUUUGUGAUGAAGGAGUUUAUAUCGGAUGUUCGAGGCUUAAUUGAGGCACUACAAAAAGAUAAGCCCCAAGAGAGCCGACGGGUAACGCUGGUUUCUCAUGACUGGGGAGCGAUCGUGGGAUGGCAUGUUAUGGCAGACUCUUGGAAAUUGGAAGCAUCUCAGCAAGGAUACAUUGACAAGGGUAUCAUCAUCAACAUAGGUCAUCCACUAGUUUCAACAGGAAAUUUAUUGCAGCCUUUCCAAAAAUACCUAUCGUGGCAUUGGCUUAUCCAGCUCAUCACUAAACCCACAGUCACAUGGCCCAUUAUCAAAACUGGCUUUGCUCCUGUACUAACCCAGCUGUCCAAAAGCUAUUACAUUUACAUUUUCCAACUACCCACAUCGUUCGGCCGCUCAUUCUUGUCCAUUAGAGAUUGGUUCUUUGCCGAACUCGUUGUGAAAGGUAUCAAGAACUCCACUGCUGAAGAUGCAGAAAUUUACAAAGCCGCUGCUGCCUAUGCUACAGUCGAUGAUCCAACACCUGCAAUUGAUUAUGCUAUUGAGUAUUAUCGACGUGGAGCCGCACUAGAAGGAUGGAGCCUCAAGAACAAAGCAGAUGGAGUGAUUGGAAUACCUGUGUUGGUACUUUGGGGAGAACAAGAUGUUGCGUUGGACAUGAAGAUUAAUUUGGAGAACACCAAGAGCCGGGUUCCUAAUGUUGAAAUACAAACAUAUCCUGGUGUGGGCCACUUCUUACCUGAAGAAAUUCCAGACGAGCUAAAUGAAAAGAUUAGGAAAUUUGCUAGCAAAUAAAAAAAGGGAAAAUUUUUCAUGGAAGCAAAUCGGUUCGCUUGCUUCAAUCGCGAAGUAUACGCUUGCGCCCGUCCAAAAAAUUACCA
This is a messenger RNA of Umbelopsis ramanniana AG, 1541 nucleotides long. RefSeq lists its product as uncharacterized. The coding region runs from base 172 to 1455 and encodes 427 amino acids. The record is from RefSeq and is a predicted model, not a curated record. NCBI's taxonomy places the organism in Eukaryota, Fungi, Mucoromycota, Umbelopsidomycetes, Umbelopsidales, Umbelopsidaceae. Gene Ontology annotation, molecular function: hydrolase activity. The transcript has 5 exons.